Molecule: messenger RNA, 8602 nt
Organism: Phalacrocorax carbo (great cormorant)
Lineage: Eukaryota; Metazoa; Chordata; Aves; Suliformes; Phalacrocoracidae
Source: RefSeq, a predicted model, not a curated record
GAGCCGUGCUCUGAGCCGUCUCCUGGUUCCUCCUGGCUGCCUGGGUGCGACCAUGCUUCCUCGCUGGGCAAAGCAUCCCUUUGGCGCUUCCCCCAGAGCCGCACCGAGGCUGCGGGAGCAGGAGAGACCCGCCGAGCCCGGGGACUACAGGCUGACUCCGUUGCUCGUGGAUCCCGAAAGGACGAGCACCCACAUGAUCUCGGCGGACGAUGCCGAGUACCCGCGGGAAUACCGGACCUUGGGCAACGGCACCCGGCGCUUCUCCAACGUAGGGCUGGUGCACACCUCGGAGCGGCGGCACACCGUCAUCGCCGCCCAGAGCCUGGAAGCCCUCACCGGCCUCCAGAAGUCGGAGAUGGAGCGCAAGCGGGACGCCUUCAUGGACCACCUGAAGAACAAGUACCCGCAGCACGCACUGGCGCUCCGGGGACAGCAGGAGCGCAUGCGGGACCAGCAACCCAACUACUGGAGCUUUAAGACAAGGAGCUCCCGGCACUCCCAGGGCUCCCAACCCGGCUUGGCCGAUCAAGCCAAACUCUCCUUCGCCUCGGCCGAAUCCCUGGAAACCAUGUCGGAAGCGGAGCUGCCCCUGGGGUUCAAUAGGAUGAACCGGUUCCGCCAGAGCUUGCCCUUGUCCCGGUCCACCAGCCAGACGAAGCUGCGAUCGCCAGGGGUCCUUUUCCUGCAGUUUGGGGAUGAGACGAGGCGCGUCCACAUCACCCACGAGAUCAGCAGCAUGGACACCCUGCACGCCCUCAUUGUCCACAUGUUCCCCCAGAAGCUCACCAUGGGGAUGCUGAAGUCUCCAAACACUGCCAUCCUCAUCAAGGACGAGUCACGCAAUGUCUUCUAUGAGCUGGAGGAUGUCCGCGAUAUCCAGGACAGGAGUAUCAUUAAAAUCUACCGGAAAGAGCCACUCUAUGCCUCAUUCCCAGCCUCGCACAUCACCAACGGCGACCUGAGGAGGGAGAUGGUGUACACCUCCAGGGAGUCAUCUCCCACCCGCCGGCUGAACAACAUGUCCCCGGCUUCCCACCUCACCUCGGGCUCCCCUCCGCCGGUGCUCCAGUCCUCCUCCCCGUCCCGCUCCCGCAUGUCCUACAGCGGGGGCCGCCCGCCCUCCUACGCCGGCAGCCCCGUCCAUCACAGCGAGCGUCUCUCCAACCUGCCGCCCGCCCAGGGCGUCUCGCCCAGCCCCAGCGCCAUCCUGGAGCGCCGGGAUGUGAAGCCAGAUGAGGACCUGGCCGGGAAGAACGUGGUGCUGGUGAAGAACGAGGGGCUGUAUGCCGAUCCCUACGGCAUGGUGCACGAGGGCCGGCUCAGCAUCACCUCCACCCAGUCCCUGGCUGGCAUGGGAGACCCUUUCGGCUACUCGGGGGGGCUCUACAAGCGGGGGUCCGUUCGAUCCCUCAGCACCUACUCGGCAGCCGCCUUGCAGACGGAGCUGGAGGACAGCCUGUACAAGCCCAACGCCCCCAUUUACAGCGACACGUACGGACCCGGCUUGGGUUUCCGCAUGCCCCCCUCCUCCCCGCAGAAGAUGGCUGAUGGCCGGCUGGUGGACGUGCAGCCAGGGCAGAGCCCGCACAGCCCCUACUCGGGACCCCCCAGCCGCUCCUCGCCCGUCCGUCAGUCCUUCCGCAAGGACUCCUGCUCCUCCGUCUUCAUGGAUAGCCCCGUCAACAAGCCGCGCAACCCCAGCUCCUCCGGCCCUCCGGAGCUCUUUCCUGGCCCCGGUGAUCGUCCGCUCUCGGGGUUCGGCUCCCCUGGACCAGCCAAGGACACAGAAACGAGAGAGCGGAUGGAGGCGAUGGAGAAGCAGAUCGCCAGCCUGACGGGGCUGGUGCAGAGCGCCCUGCUCCGCGGCUCCGAGGCUGAGACCCCCAGCGAGAAGACAGAAGCCACCAACGGCGGGACCCCUCCAUCAGCAUCAACCAGCCGCAGCGGGAUGGGGACACCGGUGCCUGCGCCCCCGCCGCCCUCCGCCACCAGCACGCCGGCGGGGCAGCCCACUGCCAUCACCCGCUUGCACAUGCAGCUGCACCUCCACGACCUGCAGCAGAAUGCCAGCGACCUCCGCAACCAGCUGCAGCAGCUCAAGAAGCUGCAGCUGCAGAACCAGGAGACGGUGAAGACGAUGCUGCGGCGGACGGAGACGGAGAUCAGCGUGCGGGUGACGGACACCAUGCGCAAGCACGAGGACCCCCUGCAGCGCCAGCGCAGCUUGGUGGAAGAGGAGCGGCUCCGCUACCUCAACGAGGAGGAGCUGAUCACCCAGCAGCUCAAUGACCUGGAGAAGUCGGUGGAGAAGAUCCAGAAGGAUUUGGCGCACAACCACCGGCUCAUCCCUGUGCAGGAGCUGGAGGAGAAGGCGGUGGUGCUCAAGCAGCUGGGGGAGACGCUGACAGAUCUCAAGGCCCAAUUCCCCAGCCUGCAGAGCAAGAUGCGGGUGGUGCUGCGGGUGGAGGUGGAAGCCGUCAAGUUCCUCAAGGAGGAGCCGAACCGCCUCGACGGUCUGCUCAAGCGCUGCAAGACGGUGACAGACACCCUCGCCCAGAUCCGCAGGCAAGUGGACGAGGGCGUGUGGACCUCCCCCAGCAACCUCAGCCAGUCCCCCAAGAAGGUGGCCCCCGAGACAGACGUCAGCAAAGGGCUGGAUCUGGAGAUGCCCACCAGCCCCCCAGUGAGCCUCCACCACCUGACGGCUGUCACCGAGACCCUGGGCAUGCCCAGCUUCGGGCACAGCCCCCCCCAGACCCAGACCCAUCCCUCCAAGAGCAAUAACCCUUCCCGAGCUCCGGAGAUGGUACCCGCCAAGACCCAGACGGGCCCAGAGACCCCCAGUAAGAAGAGUGCGGACAAAGCCGUGUCCGUCGAGGCUGCCGAGCGCGACUGGGAGGAGAAGCGGGCAGCGCUGACCCAGUACAGUGCCAAGGACAUCAACCGCCUCCUGGAGGAGACGCAAGCCGAGCUGAUGAAGGCCAUCCCCGACCUGGAGUUCGCUGCCAAGCACAAGCAAGGCACGGGCAGCAGCAGCGCCGCCUCCACGCCUGAGCACAAGCCCUCCAAGCCGCAGCAUGCGCCGAAGUCGGGGGGCAAGGGGGACCCCAAUGGCCGCAGGGGCUCAGACGAACUGACGGUGCCACGGUACCGGACCGAGAAACCCUCCAAAUCGCCGCCACCUCCUCCUCCGCGCCGGAGCUUCCCCUCGUCCCACGGGCUGACCACAACCCGCAGUGGCGAAGUCAUCGUCACCAGCAAGAAGGAGCCCGGUUUUAUGAAGAAGGCCGAGUCGGAGGAGCUGGAGACCCAGAAGCCCCAGGUGAAGCUGAGACGGACGGUGUCGGAGGUGGUCAGGCCGGCGUCCACCCCCCCCAUCAUCGCCUCUGCCAUCAAAGAUGAUGAUGAUGAGGACCGCAUCAUUGCGGAGCUGGAGGUGUUUCAGAGAAGCUCUGCCUCCCCUUUCCUUCCCAAGCUCCGUUACGAUCUGCUCGCGGCUGCCGUCUCCCCUGGGCACGCAGACUUGUGGCCCAACGGAGCCUCCGUUGCAGCCGAAGGAUGGAAGGAGCCGUUGGCCCUGGCAGCCCCGGGGAGCAGGGCUCUCUCCCUCCCACAGAUUGUGCUCACCGAGUGGGUGUCUGAACCGCCGUCCCCCGAAGCCGAAGCGGAGGUGUGGGUGGAAACAGGCUGCUCGGAGCACGGGGAAUGGGCCGGCAGCGGAGGAGCAGGAGGGGCGCUCGCGCCCGAGGCGGGAAGGAAAUGCCGUGUGUCUCCUGGCAGCUCCGAAAAGUCUCCGUCCGCACCUGGGUGCCCUCCAGCUUCAGCCCUGCAGCCCCCGAGCAGCCCAUCCCGGGGCUGUGCCCAUGCAGCAGCAGAGACCUGGAGGUUCCCUUUAGCAGCCAGCAAGGUCCCGUCUCUCUCAAAGCACAAAAUGAGCUGUCCCACAGGGGGAGGAGGAGGGGACGCUGCUCCGAACACUGCUGGCAGGCAAGAAGGCAGCAGCAAGACUUCACACCGAGGUUCCUUGGCUGCACAGCCGCCUCCUCCCCAGAGGGAAGCCAAGGGUCCCAGAGCUGGAGAGGCAGCGCUCCCCUGCACUGGUGCAGGCAACAGAGGGCCCGGCGCCGUACCCCGGCUUCCCGGUGAUGGGGACCCCCAAGGAGGAGCCAGGCAGAGCAUGCGGGAGGCAUCGCUUCCUCCUGGAGAUUCUGCUGGGGCUUGCAAACAAGCGCAGAGGGAGGACAGGGCGCCAGCCCCAGCCUGCCCAGCGCGAAAUCCCGGAGCUGUCCCGGGCAGGGAUGCAGCCCUGGGGGGAAGAGGACGGUCCCAGGCUCAGCAUCCCCAGGAGCAGGUCGCUGUUUUCUCAAGGCCAAGCCAUUGCGCAGCAUCACGAGGCCGGGGCGGCGUGGCUCCGGGUGCCGGGGGCGAAGGCGGCACGGAGGACACCAGGGCCGGGGGGACGGUGUUGGAGGAGCUCUGCAAAGGGCAGCUGUCCCCUUGCCGUUCCAUGACUCUGCGCAGCAAGGAGAUUUAUGAAGGCACGUAUCAGAGACUGGAUAGCCUGGAAGAGACUAUCCGUGAACUGGAAAUAACCAUCACUGAGAUCAGCAGCCAUCCCUCGGUUGAAUUUGCAUUCCCUAAAGAACUGCUAGGACAAACAGGACCUAAGGAUGCCGGCAAGGAGACCGAGGAAGGUCUGGGGGAUCUCAAACACAGUGGCUGUGACAAUAGGAGUGCCCUGGACCUCAGUCAGGCCAAAGAUGAUGCUCCCGAGGGUCCAUCUCCAAGCAAGACCAAGCCGCCUCUGCUCCCCAAGCCGCAGCUCCCCCUUGACGCUCCGCAGAGCGGUGGCGUUUCCAUCCCGGCCAUGAAGGUGGUGAACCCGGCAUCCCGGCUGAAGCAGACCCCGCAGGGCAGCCCCGACAAAAGCAAGCACAUAAAGCAGCGGAUGGAGUACAUGCGGAUCCAGGGCCAGCAGCAGGCCGCUAGACCAUCUAAAGAGGCUAGUGAGACUUCCCCCGCAGUCUCAGAAAAACCCGCAUCUGGCAGAACAUCCAUCCCCGUAUUGACUUCCUUUGGGGCAAGGAACUCCUCCAUCUCAUUCUGAGCAUCCUUGCCAGCUCCACCCAAGCGCUCUCCUGCUCCUGGGGCCGGGCUUCUCUCUUCCUUGGGCUCCUCCUCCCUGGGACUUGUCUUCUUGAGGCACCUGGAGGGAUCGCCACCCGUCCCUCUCUUUCUGUUUUUUCACUGUCUUGCUCCAAUGUGGCCGACCUCGUGUCUCGCCUCUGCUCCGCCACGGCCCGACUUGUGUCUCGCCUCUGCUCCGCCACGGCCCGACUUCUGUCUCCCAUCUCGCUCCGCAAUGGCCAACCAGCCACUUUCUCUUUCUCUCUCUUUCUCCUCCCUUUUUUCAUUCCUUUUUCCUUUUCCUUUCCGUUCAUUUGGGUUGCUGUUGGUUUGGUUUUUCUCCCUCCCUCCCUCUCCCACCCUGCCGUUUUCUGUUUAUUUAAGAGCUCUCAGAGCUUCACUCCACCAGUUUCACCAGCUUCAAGCAAGGAGGACGCCGGGCAGCGCCCGACCCCGCUGCCCGCGGGGGCAGCACCCAUCCCACCGCGGAAAGGUGGGAAACAGCGGCUGCCGAAGACGCCCCCGACACCCCCCAACCUGAGCGCUCGCUGCCCGCCGCCGCCGAGCAUCCCGGCAUCCACGACGCCGACCCGCCCGGAGGAGAGGAUGCUCGGCGCUCCAGCCAGGUCUCGGCGGUGGGCGGCGGGCGGCGCCGCGGCCAGGCUGCGUCCUUCGCUGGCCGAGGGCUCGGUGCCAGCCCGAGGGGGUGACGCUGCCGCCGGCCGCCCGCCGGCCGCCAGCCCCGGCUCUCCCCGGGGACGGGGAGCGGUGCGAGGGCUGGGGAGGAGGGAGCCGGGAGAGGUGCCGCGGGGCACCCGGGCGUGCCGGAGGGGCCGAAAGCUGGGGGUGUAAAAUGGGGAGGGGGGCGGAAACGGGUCGAGUCGGGCUGCCCGUCGCCCGCGGGUCGGAACGUAGCACUUUAAAGGGUCGCCUGGGUGGGCACAGAGGCUGGGGCAGGGGGACGCUGUGAUGCUCGGGGUGGGGGGACUGACCGCACGGGGACACCCCGCUGGGCCUCUGUCCCCUUCCCAGGCGCCGAACGCCCGUGGGGACAAGCAGGCGGGACGGGUCCCCGGAGCCCCCUGCUCCGGCAAAGGUGCUGGCCCCACGCCGCGGCCGGCGACCCCGCGGUCCUUCCCCACGGGAGCAGCCCCAGCCCUGCCGAGCCUGGGGGGCCCGGGGUGUCCCCAGGGCGCGUGGCCAGGCGACGCCUGCCCGCGUCCACCUCCCGUCAGCGCAGCCGAGCCGGGUGUGCACGGGGUGUGCACGGGGUGUGCACGGGGUGUGUGUGUGUGCGUGCGUGUGCGUGCGCCUGUACCCAGCGCUGCCGUGGGCGCAGCCCACCCGCAGCGCAGCACGAGAUCGAAUCACUCCUUUCGUUGGCUAGUUCGUCCUUGGGUUGGAUUUUUUUUUUUUUUCUUAUUUUUCUUCUUUUCCCCCCCUCUUUUUUUGUAUAUCAAUCAUUUUUGUACAGAAGAACGAGCCUUUUUUGAAUAACAAAGAGAAAAACAAAAAAAAAAAAAACAAAAAAAAAUCAUGAUGCAAUUUCUUUGGAUUGCAAAAAGCAACUCUUUACAUUUAAGUGAAGUGUCUUAACAUUUUAUAUUGUUUUAAAAAAAUAUAUUUACAUAUUAUAUAUAUAUAAUAUACGUAAUAUAAAUAUAUAUAUAAAUAUUUAAAAAGAAAAAGAAAAGAAAUAAAUCUCUUCACGUCUGGUAUAUUAGGGGGUGGAUUUUCUUCCCUGGUUAGACUAUAGCUCCUUGUGAUUUUUGAGAGGGUCAGUUCCUAGCGGCUUGUUAGCCCUCGUGCUGAGUUCGCAUCCUCCGUCCAGCACCUUCCUUGUCCCGUCCCUGCCCCUUGCCGGAGCAGGGGGUGGAAGGGGGCCAGGUGCCCCCAGGGGCGCUGACGCCCAUGGGUGAUGGCCCCGGGGCCGGGACAGCCCCCACCUCCCUCCCGGCAGCAAUAGCAGUCACCUGAUGCAUUUUAUUUAAUUUUAAUUAUUUUUUUUCUUGGUACCAAAGUGAAACACUGUAGCAAAGCAGCAGCUUCUUAUGGCCAGGAUGGGGUUGGGGGGGGCACACCCCCCACCACCACCCCCCCAGCCCCUCUCCACAGCCCCCCCCCCCCCGACCCACACCCAUCCCGGUGCUCCCGUGGGGCUGGACGUGCCACCCUCCAUCCUGUCAGCACCCAUGGAGGGGUUCUUACGGCCUCCCCCCACCCCACCUUGCUGUCCUGGGGGUGCGAGGGGGACAAGUGCCACCAUCCCCCCCGUGGCCCCCCCCGGGGACUUAGACAUGCGGGUGCAAAGGGGUCGGGGCAGGGAGGCCUGGAUUUAGGGCAGCCCCAUCCCAGUGGCACCCAUGGGUGUGCCAGGGCACCCAUCCUGCUGGCAGCAAGCUCCAGCUGUUGGGGGGCAAGGGGGGGGGGAGGGUCAUACCAUUCCCUCUGCUGCACCCCAGCGUUGUCCCGGGAGCCCCCUCCCAGGCAUCGCCGCUGCGGGGUGCCACGCUGUGGGACCCCCCACCCCCAGACCGGGAGGGUGGCGCUGGGUGAGGGGGUGCACGGCGCUGGCUUGCACCCAUUUCUUCCCCCCCCCCCCACCCUGCCCCGCUGCCCAUCAGGCUGGUUCCUCCGUGAGCGUGUGUCUCUGCGUGCGUGUGCGUCCGUCCUUUCAUGGCAUCAUGCAAACUGCCCGUCUGCACCAACCCCGGUGCCUUCGCUGAAGCAAGAGGAUAAAAAUAAAAUAAAAUUAUAUAAAAUAAGAAUAAAACACACAAAUAAAAACUUGAUUCUGGUUUAAACCAGGGGAAAAAAAAAAAAAAAGAAAAAAAAAAAGGGAAAUGUUGCAAAAACAGUCAAAAAAAAGGCAAAAAAAAAAAGGGAAAUGUUGCAAAAACAGUCCAAAAAAAGGCAAAAAAAAAAAGGAAAAAAGGAAAAAAAAAAAAAAGCGCUGCCUGCAUCGUGCAUGUGUCGGAGGCGCCCGCUGCAUGCGCACCCCGCUUUACUCGUCUGGAUGUUGUUUAAAAAAGGCUACGACUUUUAAAAGAUUAAAAAAAAAAAAAAAAAGAAAAAAAGAGGAAAAAAAAAAAAUCCUGAUACUCUUUAGAGGCUGUUUUGGGGUUUCUACAACGUUGUGUGUCUCUUAGCAUGACUUUUCUUGUGAACUGUUUUAAAAGAAAAAAAAAUAAUUAAAAAAAAAAAAAAACAAGAACAAAAAAAAAACCCGAAACAAACAGGCCUUGCAGGGGGCGGGGGCGGGGGCGGGGGGGGCUGGCCCCCCGCCCCCCCGCCCUGCGCCCAUCGCUCUCCCUGUGUCGCUGUGGAUGCCAUGGGUAGUUCUGUGCGCAACGUGACCAUUGUAACUUGCAAACUCCGAUGACAAAGGGUUGCUCUUUAUUUUUUCUUUUCCCUUUAUUACUUUUCUUUUCUAUCAGAGUGUCUGGCUUUAAUAAAAUUACUUUGGUUUUUUUUU